AUGGAUGAAAUUCAACAACAACAAGUUGUGAUGCAAGGAGAAAUUGACUCUAUCAAAGGAAAAGUCGAUCAGAUUCUCGAGGCGAUGUUGAUUAUGGAUAGAAGGGAAGAGGAGAUUCGUAAUUUCGUUACUGAUUGGAAUGAUGUUUUGGUCCAAAGGCCGGUUCCACAUCCAAGACCUACGGUUCUAGUUCCCAAUCAUGUGAUCUAUGGCCUUCCUCCAGGAUUUACUCCUCCAUUUGAUGGAGUUAUUACUCACCUGAUACAUACCUUUAGGGUCACUGAUGGAGUUGAUACACAAGGGUCGUUUGUUGUUAAUCAAAUCCACAUUCCUCGUAUUGAUGAGAAGCUCCAUGAUGAGUACGAAAUGCAAAAUUAUCAUGGUGUUACUCUGGUGGUUAAUCCUGCUACUGCUCAGGAUUCAGAAGUUAUCCUAAUCUGUCGUUCCUUUGUAGAAAAACUGAGGGUCAUAGAGGGGCAUAACACAACCAGCUUGAGUGAUUUAGAAAUCUGUCGAGUGUCAGAUGUGGUGAUCCCUCCUAAGGUCAAAGCGCCAGAAUUUGAGAAGUAUGAGGGCCUUAGAUGUGCUAAUAUCCAUCUGAAGAUGUAUUGCCGAAAGAUGGUUGCAUAUGCCCGAGACGAAAAAAUCAUGAUUCAUUGUAUCCAGGAUAGCCUGAAUGGAGAGUCUCUGGAUUGGUAUGUGAAAUUGGAGCACAACAACAUUCAUACAUGGGUUGAGUUGGCUGAAGCAUUCGCGAAGCAAUAA
Messenger RNA from Lathyrus oleraceus (garden pea), 765 nucleotides. RefSeq lists its product as uncharacterized. NCBI's taxonomy places the organism in Eukaryota, Viridiplantae, Streptophyta, Magnoliopsida, Fabales, Fabaceae. Bases 1 to 765 code for a protein of 254 amino acids. The transcript has a single exon. The record is from RefSeq and is a predicted model, not a curated record.